AUGAGUACCCCGCAAGCACCACUGCCAAAGUCGGUGUUAGGUCGACACCGGCUGUUGGCGCCAACGGCGGGUGUGCAUGUCAGUCCAUUAUGCCUCGGCGGGAUGAACUUCGGCACGGCAUGGAACAGCUUCAUGGGCGAAUGUAGCAAGGAAACAGCGUUUGAGAUUCUCGACUACUUCUACGAGAUGGGAGGCAAUUUCAUCGACACAGCCAACAACUACCAAGCCGAGCAGUCAGAAAUAUGGAUCGGAGAAUGGAUGGCCGCUCGAGGACCCUAUCGAAGGGAUGAAAUGGUCAUAGCCACAAAGUUCACCAGUGGCUAUAAGGUCUUCUCGGAGCCCCAGCUGCAGCAGUCGAACUUUGGAUCGAACAGCUCUAAGUCUCUUGCUUUGAGCGUCGAAGCUUCGCUGAAGAAGCUGCAGACCUCCUACAUCGACCUGUUGUACGUCCAUUACUGGGACAUGACAACUGGAGUAGAGGAGUUGAUGCAAAGCCUCAAUCAACUUGUCGCCUUAGGCAAAGUUCUGUAUCUAGGAAUUAGUGACUGCCCUGCAUGGGUUGUUGUCAAAGCGAAUGACUAUGCCCGGCACCACGGAUUGCGGCCGUUUUCCGUUUAUCAGGGCCGGUGGUCAGCUGCUGAGCGUGACUUCGAGCGCGAUAUUAUUCCCAUGUGCAUCGACCAGGGCAUGGGAAUUGCGCCGUGGGGUGCCUUGGGAAGCGGGUAUUUCAAGCCGACAGAACCAACGCAGGCAGCCGACCAAGGCCGCAACAUGCCGCCCAUCAUCACGGGUAAGGAAAAGGAAGUGAGCCGAGUGCUUGAGAAGAUCGCCACUUCUAGGCCAAUUCCAGUGCCAUUGACCUCCAUCGCUCUGGCAUAUGUCCUGCACAAAGCACCAAAUGUGUUUCCCAUCAUCGGCGGGCGCAAAUUGAGUCACUUGAAAUCCAACAUCGAUGCGUUGGCAAUCCGACUCUCACAAGAAGAAAUUGAUGAGAUCGAGACAGCCUAUCCAUUUGAUAUUGGAUUUCCCCUCAAAUUCCUCUCUGGGACCAAGAAAGCUCCCCAAGGACCCGAGGAUAUUCCUUUCACGAGAAGAAUGGGCCAUUUUGACUUUGUCAAGGCUGCUUCACCAGUCCUGCCUCCAACGGGUGCGGAGGGGUUGGAAGGGGCUGAAAGGGCCAAGGUCUUGGGAUAUAGGCAUCAAUGA
This is a messenger RNA of Exophiala aquamarina CBS 119918, 1206 nucleotides long. RefSeq names its product alcohol dehydrogenase. Bases 1 to 1206 code for a protein of 401 amino acids. The transcript is spliced from 2 exons. NCBI's taxonomy places the organism in Eukaryota, Fungi, Ascomycota, Eurotiomycetes, Chaetothyriales, Herpotrichiellaceae. The record is from RefSeq and is a predicted model, not a curated record.